GGGGUCGGUAUAAAAGGAGCGGCCCCGGGCUGACGGCGGUCCAGUGGAGCGAUGGCCGCUAAUGCGUUUGGAAGGGUGGCGGGGCUGUCGGGCGCCUUGGCGGUCGGGCUCGGAGCUUACGGAGCGCACGGAUUCCGACGCAGCGAUCGAGAUGAGUAUUUGAAAGAGCUAUUUGAAACUGCGAACAAAUACCAUUUCCUACACAGCCUGGCACUACUGGGAGUUCCUCACUGCAGAAAACCUCUGCUGGCUGGUUCCUUGCUGACCUCUGGGAUGGUGAUGUUCUGCGGCUCCCUUUACUAUCAAGCGGUGACUGGGGAUCCGAUUCUCACCAAAGCUGCACCGUUCGGUGGAACCGUGCUGAUCGUGGGAUGGGCGGCCAUGGCGCUGUGAGACCAGGAGGGCGCCGAAGGUUUACCGGGCAAGAGAACACAUACCGAGGAGCCAGGCGGAAUGUAACGUGGGGUACUUUG
Molecule: messenger RNA, 473 nt
Organism: Carcharodon carcharias (great white shark)
Lineage: Eukaryota; Metazoa; Chordata; Chondrichthyes; Lamniformes; Lamnidae
Gene: tmem256
Product: transmembrane protein 256
Exons: 4
Coding region: 52-393 (113 amino acids)
Source: RefSeq, a predicted model, not a curated record